UUAUCGGGAUGCGCUCAGUUUCCGCGGAUGCAAGGAAAAGAUGGAGGAGUCGGAGGUAGGGAGCGUUUAACAGCCGAGGGAUGCGGAUUAUGGAGGGUUACGCACGAUAAACGUGCACGGAUGUUUUGGGAGAUGAACGGAUUUGAACACAGCGAUUGAGAUUUGAGUGACACGGCGUCAGGAGCUGUUUUUUUGCAUUUAGGGCAUUGUUGGUAACCAGAACGUUACGUUGUCAUAUAGUUGCUUGCAUUGAUUCGAUGGAUUUCUUCGACGUAGUUAUUUGCCAUUCGUUUUUCUUCGAAAAGAAGAGCCCCGAGAUAGAUUGGGUUUUGGAAUUGAGACAUCAAAUGCGGUAACCGGUAUCUAUAUUUAAACUUCCCACACUAAGAAGGAGAAGGUGACAGUAAGGAUGACAUAGAGGACCUGCUCUUAAACGUAUGUCUUGCCUUGCGAAUGAUGGAAAUGACGGUGACAGCAGUGCAAUGAAAAACAGCGUAAUAUAGAAAACGUUAUCGCUGCAACUGAUUCUUUGCAGUUCCCGAAAUGGAUCUUACGAUGAACAAACACAUUGUAACGGUAAACCAAUGGUGAGUAGAAGCAAACACACUAAAUCCGAAAUACAAGAAAAUAUAUUCCGUAACACCACAGUAAAGCCAACGGCAUUCGGAAAUGGAGACGGUUUGUCUAGUUUGGAUGCUGUUUCUAUGGACGAUAACGGGCCUUUCGGUGGUGACCUGCUCCGUUGCUGGCCCACAACGCUCCGACUCGAUGGCUAUUCGUAUUCCCCUGCGGCAAGGCCCCCACUCCAAAGCACAGCCUGCAGUUCUGCUGCCCGCUCCAGGGGCGACUCGAAAGCGGCGAGCUGCCAGUGGCAUCAAUUUUGUGAAUAUGAUAGACAACCUCCGAGGGAAAUCUGGACAAGGCUACUAUGUCGAGAUGGCUGUAGGCAACCCAGCUCAAAAGUUGAACAUCCUGGUAGACACAGGCAGCAGUAAUUUCGCCGUUGGAGCUGCUCCUCACCCCUUUCUUCGUAGAUACUACCAUCGGUCGCUGUCCACCUCAUACAAAGACCUAGGCCGCAGCGUGUACGUUCCCUACACACAGGGCCGCUGGGAGGGGGAGCUGGGCACUGACGAAGUCUCCAUCCCCCAUGGGCCCAAUGCCUCACUGAGGGCCAACAUCGCGGCCAUCACCCAGUCUGACCGCUUCUUCAUCAACGGCUCCAACUGGGAGGGAAUCCUAGGACUGGCCUACGCUGAAAUUGCCCGGCCUGAUGAGACUCUGGAGCCCUUCUUUGACUCACUGGUUCGGCAGACCAGCGUGCCCAACCUCUUCUCCCUGCAGCUGUGUGGCGUUGGAUACACACAGAACUACAGCCUGGGCAGUGCCACAGUUGGGGGUAGCAUGAUCAUUGGCGGGACAGAUUCCUCUCUGUAUGUAGGAGACCUGUGGUACACUCCUAUUCGCCGGGAGUGGUAUUAUGAGGUCAUCAUUGUGCGCAUUGAGGUCAAUGGACAGGAUCUUGACAUGGAUUGUAAAGAGUAUAAUUACGACAAGAGUAUUGUGGACAGUGGCACGACCAACCUGCGACUCCCUCGCAAAGUUUUCCAGGCAGCAGUGAAAGCCAUUGAAGCAGCCUCCUCAACUGAGCAGUUCCCGUCGGGGUUUUGGCUGGGUGAGCAGCUGGUGUGCUGGCAGGCGGGCACCACCCCCUGGCACAUCUUCCCUGUCAUCUCUCUCUACCUGAUGAGUGAAAACCGCAACCAGUCCUUCCGCAUCUCUAUCCUGCCACAGCAGUACCUGCGUCCUGUAGAGGACGUGGCCUCGGCCCAGGAGGACUGCUACAAGUUUGCCGUGUCCCAGUCGAGCACAGGAACUGUCAUGGGUGCCGUCAUCAUGGAGGGCUUCUACGUGGUGUUUGACCGCCAAAACCAGCGCAUCGGCUUCGCUGUCAGCACUUGUCAUGUGCACGAUGAGUUCCGCACGGCCUCAGUGGAGGGCCCCUUCCAUGGCUUUGACCUUGAGGACUGUGGCUACAACAUCCCCCAGACGGACGAGUCCACCCUCAUGACCAUCGCCUACAUUAUGGCGGGCAUCUGUGCGCUGUUCAUGCUGCCAUUGUGCCUGAUGGUGUGCCAGUGGCGCUUCGCCCGUUGCCUGCGCCCGUUAACUGGCGGGGACUUUGCGGAUGACAUUUCCCUCCUGAAGUAACCCGUGUUUAUGUUUGAUAAGGGAGAUUGUCAAUCGGCAAAUGGCCACACAAACAUUAACACAAAACAAAAUGAUGUGGAGUGUCAAAAAUGAUGCACACACACACAAAUAGUGGAAAUGUCUCCUCUAUUUGUUGAGUUUAAACCUUUGUCACACAGACAUCAAAGCGCUGAUGUCUGACAUUGCAACUGUCAGUGAGGGAGGGUGCUUAUGUAUAAACAGUGUGUGUAACUGUUUUUGUGUGUUUGUGACUGUACAACAUGAGUGUGUGGCACGAAAGACAACAUAUCCCGAUCAGGGGACCUUAAGAAAUAACUGAAUAGUGAAGAAAGCUGAAUAGUUUUUGUGAUUAUGAUACCAGCCUCUUACGAAUCUCAUAUCAAGUGCUAAUGAUUCAAAAUGACCUGCUGAUGUGACCACAUAUUCUGUCAACUUACAGUAUAAAGUAACAUGGUAUAUAUGGAUGGAUCCUGCUGCUGGCUUUGUAAGUUUAUGCAUCAAAGUACUGAAGUAUGUGUAUUUAACAGAAUUAAUGACACUUUUUUAACGGUUCCUCAACAAAAUGUAAUAUUUGUCUGCUUAACAUAUCACGUUUAUUAAUGUGGGACAUUGCUUAUGCAAACGCAUGCAUUUCUAACACACACUCACCAAAACGCAGCUGUCUGUACAUCCAUACAAGCAUAAAUGUCAAAAUAUGCAAAACCAGAAUUCACAACUAUCCUUGUCAGGUGAGUUCACUGACACUGUAAGAAAAUCAGUCCAUUGAUGUUCCUCAAAGAACAUUCCAACUCCUUCUGGGUCUCCACUGGCAGGAGGAGGACAACACUGGAGCUAAGUUUUAGGAUGACACACAAGCCUGGGCACUUAACGUAGCAAAAUGCACCGUUUCUGUUUAAAGGUUUCUACUAAAUCACUGAAGGGAGCAAAGCUUUUUAGUGGACCAGGGUAGGACAUGUCAGCGAUGGAUGAAAAAGUAUAUGUAUUGACUCUAUAUUGUCUUCUAACUGGUGUAAAUAAUUUAAAAUGAUGGCCCAUUCAAUAAAGUAACUACUGUACCUAUC
Molecule: messenger RNA, 3272 nt
Organism: Clupea harengus (Atlantic herring)
Lineage: Eukaryota; Metazoa; Chordata; Actinopteri; Clupeiformes; Clupeidae
Gene: bace1
Product: beta-secretase 1
Biological process (GO): amyloid-beta metabolic process; membrane protein ectodomain proteolysis
Cellular component (GO): endosome; trans-Golgi network; plasma membrane
Molecular function (GO): aspartic-type endopeptidase activity
Source: RefSeq, a predicted model, not a curated record